Danio aesculapii is the source of this 2406-nucleotide messenger RNA. It is a transcript of the gene abcf3, whose product is annotated as ATP-binding cassette, sub-family F (GCN20), member 3. The transcript is spliced from 21 exons. The record is from RefSeq and is a predicted model, not a curated record. Gene Ontology annotation, molecular function: ATP binding; ATP hydrolysis activity. Bases 20 to 2152 code for a protein of 710 amino acids. Lineage: Eukaryota; Metazoa; Chordata; Actinopteri; Cypriniformes; Danionidae.
UGUCCGGCCCGGUGUGUGUAUGAUGGCGGCGUAUGUGGAGAUUCUGAAGAACGAGUUUCCACAGAUCGACUCUGAACUCUUCGAUUAUAUCACCGGUGUGUUGGACAGUGGCGGCUCAGAUUUCGAGGAUGCAGAGGAAGUGUUUGAUGCCAUCGGCGGGUUUCUGCAAGAGGUCGGAGACAAGAAUGAAGACGACAUUCGAGACAUCUGCUUCCAGAUGUUCAACACACUCCAGCUGACUAAGUGCGACUCUGGUCAGCAGCAGGUCCUCCUGGAGGCUCCAGUACAGCUGUCUCAGGUGUCUGCAGACGCAGCCUCAUCUGUUAAUGAUGUUCAUGGGAUCUGGAUGGUGAAGAGGAAUCCUGGCACAACUGUGGAUGCCAAGAAACUGGAGAAAGCUGAAGCCAAACUGAAAGCCAAACACGAGCGCAGGAAUGAGAAAGACUCUCAGAAGUCCUCAUCUCAGCUGGUUUUAGAAGAGGCGUCUGCCAGUCAGGCCAGCAGCAAGAAAGAAAACCGUGUUGACUCGUCUGGGAAGAACCGAAGUUAUGACAUCCGCAUUGAGAAUUUUGACGUGUCUUUCGGAGAGAGGUGUCUGCUGCAAGGUGCAGAGGUGUGUUUAGCGAGCGGCCGGCGGUACGGGCUGGUGGGUCGUAACGGUCUGGGUAAGACGACGCUGCUGAAGAUGCUGGCGAGCCGUAGUCUGCGCGUCCCUCUGCACAUCUCCAUCCUGCACGUGGAGCAGGAGGUGGAUGGAGACGAGACGCUGGCGCUGCAGAGCGUGCUGGAGAGCGACACCCUGCGAGAGGAGCUGCUGAAGGAGGAGCGGCGCCUCAACACACACAUCGCCAACGGCACCGCUGAAGGCUUAGAAAGUGUCCGUCUCUCUGAAGUUUAUGCUAAACUGGAGGAAAUUGAAGCCGAUAAAGCACCAGCCAGAGCGUCAGUCAUUCUCGCUGGUUUGGGUUUUUCAUCCAAAAUGCAACAGCAAGCAACAAAGGAGUUUUCUGGAGGCUGGAGGAUGAGGUUAGCUUUAGCAAGAGCUCUGUUUGCACGGCCUGAUCUUUUGUUACUUGAUGAGCCCACGAACAUGUUGGACGUGAGAGCCAUUCUGUGGCUGGAAAACUACUUACAAACGUGGCAGUCCACCAUCCUGGUGGUUUCUCAUGAUCGUAACUUCUUGAACGCGGUGGUCACAGACGUCAUUCACCUCCACUCGCAGCGGCUGGAGAGUUAUCGCGGAGAUUACGAGAACUUCAUCAAGACCAAAGAAGACCGGCUGAAGAACCAGCAGAGGGAAUAUGAGGCUCAGUUACAGUACAGGGAACACAUACAGGUGUUCAUCGACCGCUUCAGAUAUAACGCCAACAGAGCCGCUCAAGUGCAGAGCAAACUCAAGCUGCUGGAGAAACUGCCUGAACUCAAGCCUAUUGUCAAGGAGUCUGAAGUCGCCUUACGUUUUCCGGAUAACUUUGAGAAGUUGUCUCCUCCAAUCCUGCAGCUGGAUGAGGUGGAGUUCGGAUAUUCGCCUGAGCAGCGGCUCUUCAGAGGACUCUGCAUCUCCGCUGAUCUGGAGUCACGCAUUUGCAUUGUAGGUGAGAAUGGAGCUGGUAAAUCCACUCUACUGAAACUGCUGAUGGGAGAACUGACGCCCCUCGGUGGAGCCAGACAUGCACACAGAAAGCUGAAGAUCGGUUAUUUCAGUCAGCAUCACGUGGAUCAGCUGGACCUGAACGUCUGCUCCAUAGAGCUGCUGCUCAAGAGAUUUCCAGGUGAGACAGAGGAGGAGUACCGCCAUCAGCUGGGCAGAUACGGCAUCACUGGAGAAUUAGCCACGCGGCCGGUGGCCAGUUUAUCAGGAGGACAGAAGAGCCGCGUGGCUUUCGCUCAGAUGACCAUGCCCUGCCCCAACUUCUACAUUCUGGAUGAACCGACGAAUCAUCUGGACAUGGAGACCAUCGAGGCCUUGGCAAAAGCUCUCAACAAAUUCAAGGGCGGUGUGGUUCUGGUGUCCCACGACGAGCGCCUUAUCCGGAUGGUCUGUAAGGAGCUGUGGGUAUGUGAAGCCGGUCGAGUCCACCGGGUAGACGGAGGCUUCGACGAGUAUAAAGAUAUCCUGCAGGAACAGUUUCGCAAAGAGGGAUACUUGUGAUGGAGUCGAUACAAUAAAAACACCCUCAAACUGCCGUUGAAGAGAGCGUCCCAAAUCCUGGAGGCUUUACUGCUGGAGUUCAUUCCCCCCUAAAAAAUCAUGCGGGUUCAAGACCGGACGCUUGCUGAACUUCUGUGUAGAUCGACAUAUUAUUAAAAGACGAAGGUGAAGCGGACAUAUGCACAACAGAUGUUAUACCCCACACCGCUUUUAAAAUUCACUAAAUACGGUAAUAAAAUGAUAACUGUCCAACA